ACAAUUACGGAUGAAUGUAUAUUCUCAUCUGAAGAAUCCUUUCGAAACGAGUAGGGGACCGAAGAGUAGGGGUGGUAAAACGGAGACGCACUCUCUUCUCGUGAUACAGCCCAUUCGACCGUCGCCGCGUGCAGCCGAUGCCACACGCGUAAAAUAAAAACAAAUUGUCUAUGAAUUUUCCCGCCAGUUUUUAGUGACGUUUUGAUUUUUUAAUUUAAAUCGUUUAAGGAGACUGUUAAUUUUUGGUGAUUAAGUGCAUUGUUGGAUUAGUGGACUGUGUUGUGUGAUGACUGGUAGUGCACCAUGAGAGGCUUAUGGUUGUUUUUGCUGCUGGCGCAUACGGUUUGCGCCAUCACCGGACCUAGGUUAGAAAAUGACUACGACAGAAGAAGACAAACGACGCUCGGGCACCCCGGUUUCAACGAGCACCAGACCAGAUUCGGCCUCAACUCGCCGCUCCAAAACUUCCAGCAGGGAGGCCUGGUCAGCAGCCCGGCCCCGGCCCUCCAGUUCCAACAACCCCUGUUCCAGCAGCCAUAUGUCCCACAAUUCAACAACAUCAUACCCACCAAUAUCCCUAACAAUCAAAACCUCCCUCUAAACAACAACGGAUUCUUUAACCAAGCACCCAACCUUCCGAUCCAAAAUACCUUCCAACAACAAAACUUGGCACAGCUCCCCCAAAAUAACCUCUUGCAGCAACAACCGACUCUAUCCACCUUCCAGAAUAACCUACCUCUCCAGCAGAACACAGGUUUCAACAACCCCCUACAAGGCAACACUGUGAACAUCGGACAGCAGAGGCCGACUCAAGCGGCUUUCCUGCCAACUCUGCCUCCAACACAGAGUCAGCCAUUCCAACAAAGCCCUAUUACCAUCCAGCAAGCUCCUAAUCUUGCUAAUCUUGCUCCACAGAAUCUAAACCUUAACAAUGCCCAGAUUCCCUUCCAAUCAUCUCUAGGCCAGGCCCCAAUCUUCUCAAACGGACAAACAUCUCAAAUUCAAAACUUUUUCGAACAACAAUCGCAAGAGAACCUGGAAAAACUGAAGGAACUCCAAGACCGACAGCGGAUCAUCCAGAAACAUCAAGAAUUUGUACAAAAACAACAGCAAAAGCAACAGGAGAAAGUAGAAAAACUUCACGAGGAAUUCGUGAGCAAACAGGCAACAAAGACGUUGCCCACUUUUUCGACCACAGAACGCUACGACGAUUUCUACAACAGAAAUCAGGAAAAGCGCAGACCACUUCUCGCGCAUGAAACGGAUUUAUUUAGGAAAGCUGUCGAAAUGUACGAGAAGCAGCACCCCACUACCACCACCUCCACAACAACGACUACUACUACCACCACCCCGGCCCCAUCUAGGUACAGGACCAGAGCUAAAACUCAAACUAAAACAAGAGCUCCACCCCAAGACCGGGAAAAGCAGAAACUUUACAACGAAAUCAAAAAUCUUUUGGAAGAAAGCGAAACUAAAGGCUUUGACGACAGCUUGAGAGCUAAAAGCGUAGCGCUGCUUCAAAAACCUGAUAUCCUCAAACAACUGAAAGUUGCUUUAGCUGAGAAUCCCGAAGACUUCAAUGAGAAAAACUUUACGUCGCGGGAGAUAUCUUUGAACGGGCAGAAAUUCGAAGUUAUAAGAACGACCAACCCCAAUCUGAUUCCUAAAGGCGCGAUAUCCGCUGAUGGAUCAAAUUUACACAUUAUGACCUUACCAUCACAACAAAAAGAAAGCAGAAUUAAUUUCGAUGAUCUCACAAAAGGUGUUUUGCCCCCCGGUGCCGACUUCGAACUAAUACGACAAUCCGACAACGGAAAACUUGAAGAAGUUUCCAAAAUACCGAGCACUAUUCAAAAUAAGAAGAAAGUCACUUUCGUAUUCCUUGAAGAACAGGACGAUGGCUCAUACAAAGUGAAAGGUGUCAAAGCAAACGGACAACAAACUGAAGAAGGACCUGAAGUGGAAAACAUUUUAAACAAGAUAAAGAAAGGCGAAAUCAAACUUCCAGGACCUACUAAAAUAUCCAACGCAAUUUUCAGUUCCACGACAUCUAGUCCAGUCACAGAUGCUACAGAUUAUAUAGCCGAGUCGUCCCACCACCCUUCAAGCUACUCGAGCUUUGUCACCACUUCGAACUACGGGACAUCGGGCCAUACAAACCCAAUCAUACACACAACACCUACACCAUCAUACCGAAGCACCACUCUGGCAACGAGAAAUACUCAACCUCAUACUUAUAAUACGCCUACAACUAGAAGUGUAACGACAACGGAGAGAUACGUCGCUAAAUCCACUUCACCUUCAUUCGUAGCUUCUAGAAACACCUUCAGUCCAUCAACGAGGAACAGCUUCCCAAGCUCAACUCCAUCUUACGUUAGUUCCACGCCUUCUUACAGCGGAGAAGAUUUAGUCGUCAUAGGAUCAAGCUCACUCCCUCCAAGCGUGGAUGAAGGCAGUUCACAUCUUCAAUUUUCUAGACAAGCGAACCCUGGUCUAGUGGACAUACUGAAAGAAAACGGGUUGUUCGCUACUGCUAAGUAUUUGAAGCAAUCAGGGUUGGAUACGAUUUUGAAUGAGACUGGGCCGUAUACGAUUUUCGCUCCGACAGACAAGGCUUUCAGGACGCUGCUGGUGCAGCUUGGAGGCCCUGACCGAGCCGAGGAGAAGUUCCGAGACAAUCCGAGACUGUUAAGUGGGCUACUUCUGCACCACGUGAUCCCCGGAGCGUUCGACAUCGCUUCUCUACAAGACGAGAUGACCGGAGUAUCACUCGCGGGCACCCAACUGAGGGUCAACCAGUAUGACAUGCACGACGUUGAGUGGAACGAGGUUCGGGUGACAACCAUCAAUGGGGCGAGGGUGCUGGAUGACAAGAAGGAUAUACAUAUUCCGCAGGGCAUCGCGCACGCAGUAGACCGGGUGAUGUUCCCGCUGCCCGUUGGAGACCUGGUGCAGACCUUACAAGCAGACAGAGACAGGCGAUUCACCACGUUCCUAAAGGCCAUACAUGCGAGCGGAUUCGCGGAAACUCUAUCAGAAAGCAAAACCUACACAGUAUUCGCACCCACCGACGCAGCCUUCGCUCGCGUCUCCCCUACUGAACUCGCGCGCUACUCGGAAAAGAGCGCUGCGCGAGCGCUAGUAGCUCGACACGUGUUGCCGGGAACGCUAUAUAGCGCCGGCAUGCGGUAUUAUCAGCUCAGGAAUUCUAUGGAGGAAGCCACGCCGCUCACGCUACAGAAGAAUGCUGGCCGCAUAAAGGUGAACAACGCGCAGGUGAUAACCCACAACAUCCCAGCGACAAACGGCGUCAUUCACGCGGUCGACACCAUCCUGUAGCCGCCAUCUUGUACACCUGAACUUAUCUGCUCUGUGGCGCGAACGUAAAUACCAUAGACAAUGAAUCUUAUUGAAACUUGAAUCACUGGGUAGGCCACAUGAAGGGGAUAGCACGAUACUAGAAUAGAGGAUUUGUCUCUCUCGCGCUUGCUGGAAAGAGACGAAUGAUUCUGUUCUGCAAAGGCAACGUGCGUCUAGUGCAGCUGGGAUGUGUAAAAACAAAAAGUAGAGAGUCGGACCAAACAACCUUUGCAAGGUAUUUGUAAGGCAAAGUAUGGGAAUGUCAUCAUGAACGAAUAUCUAUGAAAAUAUAAAGUUUUUAGAGGCACUUUCAUACUUCGUCACUUCAAAGUCGAUGCAGAGUUAGUUUAGUCGGACUAAUGUUUCCAUUUCGUAAUUUUUUUCGCAAAAAGUUUCGGAAUUAAAGUAAAAGUUUCGUGGUAAUUAGUAACAAAUCGGGUAAAUUUGACCUGUUUGCACCCAGUAACGUGGUUUUAUGAUUGGUAAAUGGUUUGUUAGAAUUACUUAAAUGGCUACAGCGCCGACGGCAGAUAAGUUACAGGUUACCCGCCAAAUUAGCUUCAGUGAAGCUUAGUCUCCAUUUUGUUU
Messenger RNA from Cydia amplana, 3948 nucleotides. RefSeq lists its product as uncharacterized. The transcript is spliced from 6 exons. Gene Ontology annotation, cellular component: extracellular matrix. Gene Ontology annotation, molecular function: cell adhesion molecule binding. Lineage: Eukaryota; Metazoa; Arthropoda; Insecta; Lepidoptera; Tortricidae. Bases 304 to 3339 code for a protein of 1011 amino acids. Gene Ontology annotation, biological process: extracellular matrix organization; cell adhesion. The record is from RefSeq and is a predicted model, not a curated record.